Messenger RNA from Psilocybe cubensis, 1887 nucleotides. RefSeq lists its product as uncharacterized. Gene Ontology annotation, cellular component: cytoplasm; phenylalanine-tRNA ligase complex. The record is from RefSeq and is a predicted model, not a curated record. The coding region runs from base 1 to 1887 and encodes 628 amino acids. NCBI's taxonomy places the organism in Eukaryota, Fungi, Basidiomycota, Agaricomycetes, Agaricales, Agrocybaceae. The transcript is spliced from 10 exons. Gene Ontology annotation, biological process: phenylalanyl-tRNA aminoacylation. Gene Ontology annotation, molecular function: RNA binding; ATP binding; phenylalanine-tRNA ligase activity.
AUGCCGACAGUCAGCGUAGACAAAGCAGAUCUUUGGGCGCGCCUGGGAAGAGAGUACACGACUGAAGAGUUCGAUAAGUUGUGCUUCGAUUAUGGACUAGAGCUUGACGAAGAUACUACUGCAGAGGUGGAGGAGGCGAUUAAAAAAGGCUUGCCUGCUGAGCGACCACAAUUGAAAAUCGAGAUCCCUGCCAAUAGAUACGAUCUUCUUUGUAUAGAAGGCAUCGCUCGUGCUCUGCGUGUUUUUCUACAACUAUCGGAAGCACCGAAAUACAAACUUGCAUACCCUCCAUCUGGCGAGGCAGGCCUCUUGACGGUUACUAUAGAUAAAGAGACAGAAAAAAUCAGACCUCUCUUCGCCUGUGCCGUCCUACGAAACAUCAAAUUUACUCCAAGCUCCUACGCAUCCUUCAUAGAUCUACAGGACAAACUGCAUCAAAAUAUCUGCAGACGGCGCCAACUUGUUGCCAUUGGAACUCACGAUUUGGAUACUCUGACACCUCCUUUCCGUUACGAAGCGAGGCCUCCCAAAGACAUUAAAUUUGCCCCUCUGGGAAAAGACAAGAAGUAUACCGCGGAAGAGCUGAUGACUCUGUAUGAUUCGGAAAAGCAUUUGGCUAAAUACCUACACAUUAUCCGUGACUCUCCUGUCUAUCCCAUUAUCUACGAUACCAAAGAUCAGGUCCUUUCCAUGCCUCCUAUCAUUAAUUCUGAUCACAGCAAAAUCACCUUGGACACCCGGAAUGUCUUCAUCGACGUCACCGCAACUGACCAGACUAAACUGGAUAUUGUAGUCAACAUCGUCGCGACAAUGUUUGCAGAGUAUUGUGCGGAACCCUUCACGAUCGAACCUGUCAAGGUAGUGUUGCCAAACGGACAAACUCGCAUCUGUCCAGAUCUCUCGGGACGCGAAAUGACCGCGCGCGCCUCAUAUGUUAAUUCAUGCACAGGUCUCUCGCUUUCAUCUCAAGAGGUUUCAACACUUCUCACUCGCAUGGCCUUGACCACCUCCGUCUCUCCAUCCAAUCCUGACGAAAUUCAGGUGCACAUUCCUCCAACACGGCCUGACGUUCUGCACGAGUGUGAUAUCAUGGAGGAUGCAGCUAUUGCAUACGGGUUCAAUAACCUUCCCGAUAAAUUCCCUGCGACCAGUACAGUCGCACAGCCGUUGGCUAUCAGCAAACUGAGCGACGUUAUCCGUACUGAAUGGGCAAUGGCUGGUUGGAUUGAAGUUCUCCCUCUCAUUUUGUGCUCACACGAGGAGAACUUUGAGUGGCUGAACCAUGAAGACGACGGGAAUACGGCCGUGAAGAUCGCCAAUCCCAAAAGUCUCGAAUUCCAAGUCGUCCGGACGACGCUUGUUCCAGGUCUGCUUAAGACGAUUCGCGAGAAUCGUUCGCAUGCUCUGCCGAUCAAGAUCUUCGAGACAUCUGAAGUCGUCUUCAAAGACACCACGCGGGAACGCCAGGCGCGCAAUGAGCGCCAUGCCGCCGCUGUUCUCUGUAAUAAGUCUGCUGGAUUCGAGAUUGUGCACGGGAUGUUGGAUCGUGCAAUGAAGAUGCUUGAAAUUCCUAGGAUAUCGAGCACCGAUUACAAGGCGGAGACUGGUUAUUAUAUCAAAGAAACCAGCGAUCCUAUGUAUUUCCCAGGACGUGCUGCUAACGUUUUCUACCGACCAGCUCCUGCAAAGAAUGGCAAGAUUGCGUCCGUCAAAAAGGGUAUCGAAGAUGCUUUGCACAUCAGCCACGACCUGAACAUUGGAAGCCUUGGCAUACUCCACCCUACCGUAUUGGAAAAAUUCGAAAUUGGAUUCCCUUGCUCAGCAUUGGAAUUCACUCUUGAACCUUUCAAGAAGAAGAUGUCAAAAGUGUGGACCAAUGAGGAUUGA